Messenger RNA from Wasmannia auropunctata (little fire ant), 1949 nucleotides. Its product is annotated as RIB43A-like with coiled-coils protein 2. The coding region runs from base 719 to 1873 and encodes 384 amino acids. NCBI's taxonomy places the organism in Eukaryota, Metazoa, Arthropoda, Insecta, Hymenoptera, Formicidae. The transcript is spliced from 7 exons. The record is from RefSeq and is a predicted model, not a curated record.
GCGCGUUUAUUAUUUUUUAAUAACUUCUUUAAAGCAUUAUUAUUAUAUAUGCGAUAUUAAUGCAUUCGCCUGUAACACAUGUGGGCUACGUAAAAUUACGAUAAAAUUGGCGUGUUAUUAUAUUAUCGCAUAUUAUAUUUUGCGCUUCACUUCGUAAACUCCCGUCCAGUUUCCUCUCCUGAAGUAACGAUUAAUUCCGCUUGAUUAAUAUCGGAUAUUUUGCGAUAUUAACUGAGAUAUUAUCAUUUGAUAGGAAAACAAAAAUGAGAAUUAAAUUAAUGAGCAUAUAAGAGUGUAAAUGUUGAGUUAAACGAAAAAUUUGUUCCGUUCUUUUAUAUGAGAUGAGUAUGAUUAUUAGUUACACAUUAGUAUGAAUAUAAAAAAAAAAUUACGGAACGAACUUUCCGAUCAAUUCAAUACAUAAUAUUAGAAUUUGAAUCUCAAUUGGAUAAAAUAUGCCGUACAGUACAUGGCGCUUUACCUCUCUCCUAAAUGAAUACUGUGGAAUUGGAAUCCAUCGGCUAUGUACGAGUUAUACGAGUUAUACGACCCUUCUCAACGGGCAAACUCACCAUGGUAACGAAACUGACAGCGAAACUUCAGUUUCGAUUCCAAGCCAAAAAGUCCGGAUAUAUUCACGCCUUCAGUCUUACGUGUAACCUCGCUGCUGUAAAGAGGAAAUCACGCUUUCCAGAUUUUUCCGCGAAAAAUAUCCGAAAUGCUUAAGUUUCAACAACGCACUACUCCGGAGGAUCUCAAGAUCGCCGCGUCCAUAGAACGCAAACGACAAAACGAGGAAACUAGGAAACUGCGCAUUUUUAACCCUCGCGUUAGAAAAAUUGGGAUAGACAAGGCGUUCUUGGAUAAGCAAGUCGAGGAGAAGAAGCGGCAGCACGAGUGGGAACGGGCGGAAGAAUGUCAAUUGGACGAGGCGCUCAUUCGCAGCAGCGAGCACGCCGUGCAUUUGGAGAGGCGGCAGGAGGAGGAGAGGCGAAGGAUAAAUCGGGAGGUCGAGUCCUUCCGACGGGUGCAUCAGCGGGCGGAGGACCGGCGGGAUUACGACCUGUACGACCCCGAGGCGUUAAAGAAAUCGCUGCCGGCGCGCGUGGACGACAACGGUGACGAUCCGCGGUUGGGAGCAGCGUCCGCUCAGAAGUUCGACGGCGAGGAUCGCAAUAUGCCCGAGCGUUUGAAGGCGCAGAGAGAGCAGAUGCGUUGGUGGAUACAGAGGCAAAAGGAGGAGCACGAGGCGGCCGAGAAGGCGCGACGGGACGCCGAGCAUGCCUAUCAGGAAGUCGUCCUCUCCAGGGACAGCCGUGCGACGACGCUCGCGCGGAUGGAGGAGGAAUGCCGGCGAAGGCUGAACGAAGCCACGGCGACAUUUAAUCGCGCUCUGGCCGAGGAGCAGCAACAUCGCCGUCACUGCGAAGCCGUCCAAGACGAGGAGGACAAGAAAGCGGAAAUCUAUAAUCACGUGACUGGAGAUUUCCUCACCGAGGCUCGGGAACAGGCCGAGAGCACCCAUGGACCGAGCAGGCCGCUGCCGGACCGAUACAAGGGCAUGACUGCGGACGAGUUGAAGGUCUUCAGGGAUGCUCAGCUGAAACAAAUGGAGGAGAUUCGUAAAAUCAAACUAGAAGAGAAACACAUGAACGAGAAUUGGGAUCACUUAAUGGACUCGCAUCUUCGAACCAUAUAUUCAUACGAGCAGGAAUUAAAUCAAAGAAAAUCGGAGCUCAACAAGAAAAUUGCGGAGGAGAAUUUGCGGCUUGCCGAGCAGCAGAAGCAACAUCAGGAAUACCUGAACCAUAUCGUUUAUAAGAAUCAACCGACCGCCGCUUUCUACGACCAAUUUAACAAAGGAACACGUUGAAUGCAAUCGCAAUUUUCACGUGCAACUUGUUAAAGAGAGAAAGAUCGAUAUAAAUUCUAUAAAGUAAAAAUAUAGG